Messenger RNA from Acanthosepion pharaonis, 1260 nucleotides. The record is from the annotation of a GenBank genome assembly. NCBI's taxonomy places the organism in Eukaryota, Metazoa, Mollusca, Cephalopoda, Sepiida, Sepiidae.
AUGUUUUUAUUUGUUUGCCCUUGUCAAAUCCAGCGGAAGCGUAUCUUUAUAAGGAAGAUCGUAUACCAUCAAUUUAUAACACUCUCUCUCUCUCUCUCUCUCUCUCUCUCUCUCUCUCUCUCUCUCUCUCUCUAUCGCUCUUUCUCUCUUUCUCUCUCUUUCGCUCUUUCUCACUCUUUCUCUCUCGCGCGCUCUUUCCCUCUCCCUUGCUCUUUCUCUCUCGCUCUUUUUCUCUCUUUAUCUCUCUCGCGCAAUCUCUCUCUCUUCAUGACUCUUUCUCAUUCUUUCUCUCUUUUCUCUUUUCUUCUCUCUAUCUCUUUCUCCUCUUUCCUCUUUCUCCUCUUUCUCGCUAUUUCUCUCUUCUCUCUCUUUCUCUCUCUUUCUCUCUCUUUCCCCCACUCUUUCCUCUCUUUCUCUCUCUCGCGCUCGUUCUCGCCCUUUUCUCUGUUACUCUCGCCGCUCUUUCUCUUUCUUUCUUUCUUUCUUUCUUUCUCUCUCUCUCUCUCACUCUCUCUCUCUCUCUCUCUUUUACUUUCUAUCUAUCUAUUUCAUUAUGUUCAUAUCUAUCUAUCUAUCUAUCUAUCUAUUUCAAUAUGUUCAUAUCUAUCUAUCUAUCUAUCUAUUUCAAUAUGUUCGUAUCUGUCUAUUUCAAUAUGUUCAUAUCUAUCUGUCUAUCUAGCUAUCUAUCUAUUUCAAUAUGUUCGUAUCUAUCUAUCUAUCUAUUUCAAUAUAUUCAUAUCUAUCUAUCUAUCAAUCUAUCUAUCUAUCUAUCUAUCUAUUUCAAUAUGUUCAUAUCUAUCUAUCUAUUUCAAUAUGUUCAUAUCUAUCUAUUUAUCAAUAUAUUUCAAUAUGUUCAAAUCUAUCUAUCUAUCAAUCUAUCUAUCUUUCUAUCUAUUUCAAUAUGUUCAUAUUAUCUAUCUAUCUAUCUAUCUAUCUAUCUAUCUAUCUAUCUCACUCUGUUCAUAUCUAUCUAUCUAUCUAUCUAUCUAUCUAUCUAUCUAUCUAUCUAUAACCUUUUCUGGCCAUGUUUAUGAGGUGGUACUUUUUUUUUACAUAAUUUCUUUGAUUCUUUUUGUCUUUUCUUUUUCUUUCUGUUCUUAUCUUCUUUUUUUCUUCUUUUCGGCGAGCUUUUCUAUGAUUGAAUUUUACCUCUCUUUCUUAUUGCCUUUCUUCGUUACUUUACACAUUUCUUUUUCUUCCAUCUUUCUUUUUCUCAUUUUCCUCUUAUUUCUUCCAUCCAUCUCCUCUUCUCUUCCGUAG